ACCUCUGUCCGCCCUCUCUCUGCUCAGAGUGAGCUGUGCUCCUCUGGUUUAUUUUGAGGUGGUCUUAUCACAGCUGUUGUAUCUGUGGUGGCAGCCUGUCCAAGCCCCUCGACACUCUUCCUUUUCCUUCUCUGGCCCUUGGUCCUGUACUAGCUCAGAAUAAUGGAGACUUGUCAGGAGAGCAGCCCUGCACCCACGGGUCCGGAGGCGUCGCCAGGCGAGGGUCGGCACAUUGACCUGACAGAGGACCUGGCCCAGCAGCUGGAGGACAUCAUUAGCACCUACCAGGCUGCCGAGAUUCCCGCUGAGCCAGAGGACACAGAGGAGGUCACAGCCGUCAAAGAGGCGGACGCCCGCAAGGACCAGAAACUGGAGAAGAAGAUGCUCAAAAAUCUAGGAAAGGAAGCCAUGCUGCUGAUGCAAAGUUUGAACAAACUCAAUACUCCAGAACAGAAACUGGAAGCCAUCAUCAAGAAGCACGCUGAGUUGUUGGAGGAGCAUCGGAGUGAUCAGAAGCAGCUGAAGGUUCUGCAGAAGAAGUUGCUCCAGGUGAUGAAGGAGAAGGACCAGCUGCAGAGCGAGCACAGCCGAGCCGUGUUGGCUCGCAGUAAACUGGAGGGGCUCUGCCGAGAGCUGCAGAGGCACAACAAGACCCUAAAGGAAGAAACCCUGCAGAGGUGCAGAGAGGACGACCUGAAGAGGAAAGAGAUCACCACCCACUUCCAGGGGACACUGAGCGACAUUCAGGCCCAAAUUGAGGAACACAGCAGCCGCAACACCAAGCUGUGCCAGGAGAACAGCGCUCUGGCAGAGAAACUGAAGGGCCUCAUUUCACAAUACGACCAGCGAGAGGCGAACCUGGAAAAGGUCUUCAAACACAGAGACCUGAAAGAAAAGCUGCUGGAGACCAAACUCGCCCAGGCAAACAUGUUGCUGAAGGAGGCCGAGGAGAAGCACAAGCUGGAAAGAGAGCUUCUGCUAAAACAGACGGCAGAGUGUAAAUUGAAAGUCAAGGCCAUGAAGGAGCAAGAAAACGAUAUGAAGAUCCAGAUCGAUAUGUACUCCAAGAAGUUUGAUGAAUUCCAGGGCACAGUAUCAAAGAGUAACAGUGUCUACAGCGGCUUCAAACAGGACAUGGACAAAAUGGCCAAGAAAAUGAAAAAGCUGGAGAAAGAGUGCCAGUCAUGGAAGACUCGCUUUGAUAGCUGCAACAAGAAUCUCCUUGAGAUGGUGUCAGAUAAAGCAAUCAAAGAAAAGGAGUUUGAGCUUGUCACUGUCAAGAACCAGAAGCUUGAGAAUCUGUGCAGGGCUUUGCAAGAGGAGAGGAAGAGUCUUUAUGAGAAGGUGCAGGGAGCUGGAAGUCAAGCAGACAGCAAUACUGCUGAACCAACAGAGAAGAAGGGCUCUGAGGAGCUGGAGACCCCUGAAGUCCCUGAAGUCCCUAAAGACGAUCAUCCCACCCAGAAUGCUGCAGCCUCGGCCUCUGAUGCCCCCGCUGGGACGCCGACGCUUGAAACUCCUCUGACCAAGGAACUGGCUCAGCUGAAGACGGAGCAGGCUCGUCUGAAGGAGAUCGCCAGCUCUUUCAUUAUCUCUCAUGUUAUACCCACAGAAACAGACGAAUGCCAAUCACAAGAACUCUCUGAGGGCGUCCAGGAGCCAGAGGUGAACCACAUAGAGGAGAGCAACAGCGAACACCUCCAAGAAGUGGUGGAGGACGAAUACCAAGAACAGAGAGAUUUGGAAAUGGAGACAGUUGAUUAAUGCUGCAACUACUGUGAAAACAAAAUCUGGUUCAUGUGAGAUUCAUAGCAAUAAAAAGAGAAAUGCUG
Messenger RNA from Dicentrarchus labrax (European seabass), 1832 nucleotides. It is a transcript of the gene txlnbb, whose product is annotated as taxilin beta b. The record is from RefSeq and is a predicted model, not a curated record. The transcript has 10 exons. Bases 163 to 1764 code for a protein of 533 amino acids. Gene Ontology annotation, molecular function: syntaxin binding. NCBI's taxonomy places the organism in Eukaryota, Metazoa, Chordata, Actinopteri, Moronidae.